Molecule: messenger RNA, 1938 nt
Organism: Tilletiaria anomala UBC 951
Lineage: Eukaryota; Fungi; Basidiomycota; Exobasidiomycetes; Georgefischeriales; Tilletiariaceae
Exons: 7
Coding region: 351-1850 (499 amino acids)
Biological process (GO): ubiquitin-dependent protein catabolic process
Cellular component (GO): cytoplasm
Molecular function (GO): ubiquitin protein ligase activity
Source: RefSeq, a predicted model, not a curated record
CGCGGGGUGUCAUGUACUAUGGCUGCGCUGCUGUUGUUGGGGGCGGACUCCAAGAGUGACUCCUCGUUGACUAGCCAGCUAUACAGCCAUAUUUCCAACGUGCUGUUCAUCGGCGUCGAGACAUCUCUCUCCCCGCGCACGCUUUGGCAUUGCGCUUGCUCGCCCCUCACGCUGCUGCCAUAUUCACCUUCAGAAAAUUGCAGCAGCCCACGGGUCGAGAGGCGAAUGCAACCUAGCAUUUGCCACCUUCGGACUCACAGAAUCAGUCGACAGGGUAUCAACACUUAGCUGCUGAAAGUGAGCGACAAGGAUACCCGUACAAGUAAUUACAGCCGCAGUGGCAAGCGAGGAUGAUCUUCCCUGCCGCGUCGCUCGCCACUCUGCUGCCUUUGCUCUUGGCAGCUGCAUCGUCGAUGGCAGGAUCGGCAGCCGUAACGGGCCCGAUGUACAGCCCUCUGCUGCGUUCGGAUAACCUCCUCCCAUGGGGCGGCCCAGAGGGGGCACCUGCCGAAGAUUUCUACGGCGCCAUUGCGGGCAGUACCAUCCAAGUCGUCCGCACACAAGCCACAUAUUUCACCAGGCCUGCUGUGUUCGGACCCAGAAUUGAGGAACCAGAGGGCUUGCGAGGCAUCCUCAUUCCCAUCUUGACCUUCUAUCAUGGGCCGAAAAACCCCAUGUACGCAUGUCCUUCCAAUCACACCAACGAUUCCGAUCACAAAGGCACCGAUGAUACGACAGGCAUCAGCAAGCACUCCGACCCUGACCCAAAGCCACCAGCAGAUUGGAUCGCCCUUGUCGAGAGGGGUGGGUCGUGCACCUUUGUCGAGAAAGUCCGCACUGCUCAAGGGCUGGGAGCUAUCGCCGUCGUCGUUGGAGAUGCUCCUAGUCCGGAAUGGUCUGACAACCCAAGCAACUCGCCCGAGGAGUCCGACCCAGGUCUUUCUGGUAAGCGUCUCCUCACGAUGUAUGCCACCGGAGACACGACCGACAUCUCAAUCCCAUCAACAUUUAUCACAAGACCCAGCUUCCUCGACCUUCGAAGGCUGAUCCUCGAACUCAAGGCCGACUAUUGGACAGCUGCUUUGAACUCCAGUGUUAGUAGCGCUGGCGAAGAGCCUCAUCCGCUGGGAAUUGAAAUAGUCCUCUCUCGGGAUGACACCGUUUGGGAUUGGCCCCUUAUCGAUCUCGCUCUUGUGCUGCUCCUGCUGCCCUCUCUCAUGACCAUCACCACCGUCAUCGUUCACAAAAUACGCCAGGCUCAGCAGAGACGACGCGAGCGGGCACCAGAGCUGGUUGUGCACAAUUUGCCCUGCUUGAUCGUCAGGGGAAACGGUCAGCCAUGGGAGAAGAUCGAAGGCAAGGACUGGGGAGAUGAGCAAGAUCGGCGGUCCCCAUCCAUCCUCUCCGAAACACCAGGCGCUGAAGCCUCAACCUCUGGCUCACGCUUGAGCUACCCGCCAGCGACAACGGCUCUGGCGCCCGAGUCGAGCAAUCUACUACCGCCAGGGAGGACUUGGUUCUACAGUGACGAAUGCGCCAUCUGCCUUUCCAACUUUGUGGAAAACGAUCGCGUGCGGGUGCUGCCUUGCGGACACAUCUUCCACCGAGCCGAAAUCGACGAUUGGCUGAUAUUGCAAAAGAAAAUUUGCCCCGUUUGCAAGCGGGAUAUCACAGUUCCCGUACCACCUGGCCUCCCUGGAAGCGAAGUGGAGACGGGAAGCCCCAGUGGAAGUUCGCAGGGAACUGUCGACGCCGAAGACCAAACGCGUCAAGACACUGCGUCCACUGGGAGAGCGACGGAGCGCACACCCUUACUCGCGCGCGACGGCGAUCCCGCAGACUUGGCUUGAGCAGCAGGUGCUGCUACCAUCUCCUCUCAUCUGACACUGUACCUUGUAUGCAAUUGUUGUAGCAAUUAUACUUUCACUCCGCCAUCGC